AUGCGAUCCGUUCGCUUCCGUUCGCCGAAUUGACAUCUCAGCAGAUCUCAGCCAACCGGCGCGCCAGAGCGAGCUCGCCGCUGCCUUUGGCUCUCCUCUUCACACCCCACUCCGCCGUCGUCUCGAUUCGUCUUCCGGGACAAAUCCAACUUGCCCAGCGUGAAUACCCUCAACUUUCUCCUCGGGCGUUCCCCAACGCCAAACAAUUCGUCCGAGCCCACAUCCUCCGCCGACUCCAGCAAAGCCAGUGCAGCAACUCCCGGCGACUCGUGUGUGAAUCCGGCAGCCUCAGCGGCGACUGGCGACGUCACCGCCCCACCUAACUCGGGCACGCCGUCCUCCGUCCUCAAGCUGUCGUUCAACCGAUCCUCGUCCGGCAAGGGAGGAGGAGGUGGUGGUGGUAGUGGGGCAGGAUGGAAUCCCCAACGGGCCAAGAUCCAACUCAAGUUGGCCAUCCAACGAUUGCGCCUCAUGGCCGGCAGGAAGACCCAACUCGCCAAGACCACUCGCAGAGAGGUCAGUACCGCUCCCUAACCCAACGAUCGCCGUCACAGCUACGUGUUUCUAUACUAAUCCCACAACACAUUGCACCAAGAUCGCAUCCCUGCUCGAGAAGGGCAAGAUCGAGUCCGCCGGCAUCAAGGUGGGGCCUCAAAGCUCCGCCUCGUCCCAGGCACGCUGACUGACUCCACGACACUGAACCUUGCAGGUCGAAGGCGUGAUGGGCGAUGACUUGACAAUCGAACUACUCGAGAUGCUCGAGCUUUACUGCGAGCUGCUAUUGGCCCGCUUUGGCCUGUUGGAACAAGUCAAGUCCGUCGUUACUUGCUAGGUUAUCCCGCAGCUAGGACGGUUCUCACCGGAAACAAUCUUGUUUGUAAUACACAGGGAAAUUGAUCCUGGAGUGUCCGAAGCUGUGAUCGGCAUUAUCCACGCCGCGCCAAGGUCAGUUCGAGCAUUUGUGGGGCCCGAACGUUCCCUUCCCCAGCUCAGCCUCGAGUCCCCUCUGUCCAUGUCCACAGAACCGAGCUCAAAGAAUUGCAUGUAUUGCGAGACAUGCUUAUGGCCAAGGGAGGUAGAGAUUUUGCGAUUGCCUGUAUGGACAACACUGACAACUGUGUCCCCGAACGGGUCAGUGCGGAACAUAGCCCCGACGCGACCUCGAGCCUCACUGACCGUCGGCAUCCGUGCAGAUCACGUCCAAACUCAUUGUUGCGACUCCACCUCCGGAGCUUGUUGAUCUUUAUCUCUACGAAAUUGCCAAAGCUGUGAGUUGGGCCUUGAGUAAACGAUUUACCCACCUGAGACUAAGGUGGACAGGCUGUUUUGUCUAGUACUGCAUCGAUUGGCGCCCACAAGGUUUCCCCGACCCCAACCAACCUGUUGAAGCCGCUACACCUGCCGUGAGUAUAGAACAAUGUUUGAAUCACGAACACCCACUGACUGGCCUAUCCCGAAUGAGCUCGAGCAGAAUGCUCCCGUGCCGACCGCGCCUGCAAUCCCUUCCACGCCGACGAAAGCGCCCUUGUCCCUUCCACCCUUCGACAACGCCGCUGGAUUUCCUCAAACCCCUCCCGUCGACCCCUCAGCAGCCAAAGAUACCGUCAUUGUACGCACCAGCUUGCCAUCACCCGGGAUCGUACCCCCUGCUGCACCGCGAAUCGGAGCACCUGCUUUGAGGGCGACCCCUGCUGCACCGAAGAAUACCGAGGAGGAUGCGUUCGAGGUUUUGACGAAGAGAUUCGCAGAGCUGAAGAAGAGAUGA
This is a messenger RNA of Microbotryum saponariae, 1765 nucleotides long. The record is from the annotation of a GenBank genome assembly. NCBI's taxonomy places the organism in Eukaryota, Fungi, Basidiomycota, Microbotryomycetes, Microbotryales, Microbotryaceae.